Megalobrama amblycephala (Wuchang bream) is the source of this 4330-nucleotide messenger RNA. RefSeq names its product leucine rich repeat and sterile alpha motif containing 1 (gene lrsam1). NCBI's taxonomy places the organism in Eukaryota, Metazoa, Chordata, Actinopteri, Cypriniformes, Xenocyprididae. The transcript has 25 exons. Bases 232 to 2397 code for a protein of 721 amino acids. Gene Ontology annotation, molecular function: protein binding. The record is from RefSeq and is a predicted model, not a curated record.
GUGUCCUGCCAGAGAGGGAGGGAGUAUACAAGGUAACAAGGGGCAAUAAAUUCAUAUUGAAAUAUUUCAAGGAGCCCAUGUUUUGAUGAAAUAAUUUAGCUAUCGCGCUGACGGUUAUUCGCAUAUAUUCUUCAUUUCGUGUAAGUCAGUCAAGUGUCACGCUAACAUCCAGUGACUUUUGUGGAUGUUGUGGGGUUUUAACUAGACAAACAGAAUCUCACUGGCCUCAGGAUGUUUCUGUUCUCCAAAAAGAAGAAGCCCAGUGAAGAUUCCAAGAAACGACUUGAGUACCAGCUUUGCUUGGCCAAAGAAGCAGGUGCUGAUGAUAUUCUGGAUAUUUCUGCCUGUGAGCUUACUGAGGUUCCCUCCAGUGCCUUCUCAAUAUGUAAAGUGCUCCAGAAGAAAGUGUUAAUUCUUCAUGGAAAUGGCCUGAGGUCACUUGUUCCUAAAGGUUGCUGCACUGGUGCCUUAGCAACUUUAAAGGUGUUGGAUCUGCAUGAAAAUAAGCUCACAUCACUUCCUGAUGACAUCGGGCAGCUUUUGUCCUUGCAGGUUCUGAAUGUAGAGAAGAACCACAUAAAACAGCUACCAGACUCUAUAGGGGAUCUACGACAUCUACAGACACUUAAUGUGAAAGGGAACUGCCUUACUGUGAUUCCUGUGUCUGUGGGUCACAUGAGCAGCCUGCGUACACUGGACAUAAGUGAGAACAGCAUCAGAGAAUUACCCAAAGAACUGGCCAGUGUUCGCACUCUAGAAAGCCUGAUCCUGGAUGCUCAGGAUAUGAGCUAUCCACCUGCGUCAGUGUGCAUGGGCGGCACAGAGGAAGUGCAGCGCUACCUCUGCUCAGAGAUGGGUCUGGAUUAUUGCCCUCCAUCCCAGUAUCUUCUGCCUGUGCUGGAGCAUGAUGAAGGGAAGCAGGAGGUGGAUUGUGUUGAUGGUGAGGAGAUGGCCUGGCAGAGCAAAUUCAUGGACUAUGAGAAAAGAAAGGAGCAGAAACAGCUGGAAAAGUUGAACUUUGAGAAAGUUCUUGAAGAGAAACAGAGAGAACAUACUCAGCUUCUCCUCCUCAACAACUCCCGCAAAGAAGACAUCCUGCAGUCUGUCAAAUUGGAGCAGGAACGGUUGGAGUUAGGUGUGUCUCAGCAACAGAAGGUCCAGGAAGCAGAGAGGCUGAAAAUGCUGGAUAAAGUACGUCAGGCAGAGAGCGCUGUCAUGGGCCGCAUCUCUGACCUCCUGCUUGAUAACAAACGCCAGGCAAAGAGUGCUGAAUUUCUGCAAGCUCUGGAGGAGGACCGCAUACGAAUGGAACACCUUACUGCCAUCACGCAGGAAGAAGCCAACUCUCUUAGGAAGAAGGAAGUGGCAGGUGCCAUGCAGAGGAUGCUGUCAGAGAGCUGCUAUUUAAGGUUACUGCAGGAGGCCAGGGAAGCCAAGACACAGAUUCUGGUGUCUGAGACCUGCAGGAGUUUGGACAGUUUGGAUAAGAAGUUUGACCAAGUGUUGUCCCUGCAGCAGCUAGACAAAAGCAAAGCCAUUAGUCAGAUCCUUCAAGAGGAGGAAAUGCAGAAGGCCGCCUUUGAAGCCCUCCAGCUUCAGAAGGACAGUGUGCACGCUUACAUCCGUAAUCAGAUUAAACUCAUAGAGGCAGAGUUAUUGCAGUUGACAAAGCUGGAGGUUAAGAGGAGGAAUUUGGACACUGAGAACCUGCAGGAGGUGCUGGCUGACCAGAGGACCGCUUUGACUGACCUACUGCAGCAGUUACUCAAACAGAAAGAUCAGAGGGAGGAAGAGCUCAGGCUGGUCUUGAUGGAGCUGGAACAGAAGAGUGAAUCCAAUCAGCAGAACUACUGGAUGAUUCAAUAUCAGAGGCUCCUGGAUGCUAAACCGCUGUCUUUGCGUAUGCAGGAAGCAGCUGUGGAUAGGGAUCUGGGGAAUAUGCUGUGUAAACUCUCUGCUCAACACUACCUGCCAAUCAUAGCUCACCACCGAAUCACUGCUGAGGCCUUGCGACACAUGACCGCCAAAGACCUUAGAAAGUUGGGCAUCAAUGAGGUUGGCGUGCAGAAAGCUCUUCUCCACUGGGCCAGAGAACGCACUCUGUCUGACCCAUUGCCUAAAACAGUGAAAGAGAUACAGGAAGCUGGUCCAUCUACUCCAAGCGCCCCACUUCAACAGCAGCUCACUCCUCCACUGACCCCCAACACCCCUCUGACCCCCACUGCCCCUGAUAGAUUCAGCAAUUCCGAGUGUGUGGUGUGCAUGGAACGUGAGUCACAUGUGAUCUUCUUGCCGUGUGGACACGUAUGCUGUUGCCAGACCUGCAGCGAUGCCCUGCAGUCCUGCCCUCUGUGCCGUGCUUCUGUAUCUCAGCGUGUCCGUCUUUACCAUGGCUGAAGCCGGCGAGCAUCCACCUAGUCCUUCUGUGGUCAGGAUCAUACCUCACGUGUCGUUAUUGGUCCCAUUUGCUGCAUGAAAUCAUAGUCUGUGAACCUUCAAGCACUUUAGAAGUUACUGGAUUUUCUCUUCCACUCCUGCAACAACUAGGCCAAUCAAAGAGGAACAUAAACAGCAAGACAUUUGUCCAAUGGCAAAAAAGUUCAUUGUUCAUCUUAAGCUAGUCACAUUCCUAUAAAUUAACAGUAAGAAACUAUUUGGUAACGGUUCAUCUAACUAAAAAAAUGAGUAGAAUAUAUAUACUAACUGAGUCUUAGUAUUGCCCUUGAUGUACAUGCUUAAAGCACUUGUGCCUUUUCUGUAUUUAAUGUCAACCCCCCCCACUAAAUUUUUUAAAUAUUUGCAUGUUCUCCAUUGUAAAGCUACAUCUUCAUCCACAUGAGACAGUCCCCCCAUGCCCAUAAUGUUAUUCUAGCAUCACCAUCAUAUAGUAGGACCAAAUUGCAUCACCAUUAAGGGCUGUUCACACCAAGGACAAUAACUAUAAAGAUACAUUUUAAUAAUUCUAAUUCUCUGAGAAUAGGAAGUCCUCACCACAGCUAUAACGAUAACAACACAAAGGAAUCACAUCACUUGAAUCACUUUCAGAACAAUUUUUUAUUUUUCCAGGAGGAUAAAAAACAUUGACAGCCAAUCAGAAUCUACCCCAAAUUAAAGAGCUCAAACAUUUAAAGUGGCAGCUGACAUAACUGCAGCGUUUGCUGUGCUUAUAAUGAACAGGACGCCAUCGUCCAUUGGUGUGGAUGCUAAUAUAAUUAUGGUUAUACUUGUUUUUAAACUUAUUGUUCUUGGUGUGAACUGACCUUUACUCUGCAGUGCCAUCUGAGAGCACCAGUUCAGGGUGUUAAAGUCAUUUUUACAAUUUUAGUAUAAAUUUUAAGCUUAAUACUUUUUUUUUGUUUUUAGAUUAACAGAAUCGAGCCUUCUGCAUUUAAAUGGUUUAAACUGACUUGGCAACACUGCAGAACAGGUUGAAAGUGAAAUAAUAGGUUGAAAGUGAAAGGCACUGUACUUGCUAUAUAACACUCAAAACAAUCAACCUCACAAAUGUUCUGCUAGUCCUUUUACUCUGUCAACCGUCCAGUUUCAGCGACUUCAAGUAUUGCACACAUGCAAUAGUGUUUCCUAAAUUACUUCUGUCUUCAUCCAAGUGCUCUUAUAUGCAAGUCUGCUUCUCUCGUCAUAUGUACAGAAUGAAAAAAGAACUUAGUAUGUCUGUAGUUAAAACAAUGUUCAUUUAAUUUCGUAUUCAUUUAUAUUUCAAGAAAUGAUCUUGAAGUGUUUAUUAGCAUGAUAAUUCACAUCAGAACCUUUUAAUCUGUGUGCUUUGUGUGAUUCAGUUAUGCUGUAUGGACUGGACUGGACAAAUAUGUCUUUUAUUGGCUGUGCAGCUCAAAUUGCAUUUGUCAUUAAAGAAAAAAAAUUCUGAAAGCUGAAAGAUUUUUUAGCAGAAUGUGCAAUCAGUACAUGAUAGUGUACCAAAAACAAGUAAAAAAACAACUCUUCUAGACCAUAGUAAUAGUAGGAGUUACUGUAUAAACUACCCUCUGGCAGGUUAUUAUUAACUUAUGUACGCACUGUAGUCCUCCUGCGUUUAUUUUGUUAUAAAAAUGGAUAAAGUUUGUGGUCAUUUGAUACUAUACAAAAGGCACCUUACCUGUGAUGACCAAGUGAGAUUGAAUCUCAAUGUUACACUCAGUUAUCACAUACAUGUUUUCCUUUGUUGUCUGCAUAUUCAUAAUAUAAUGUAUUCUUUUUUAGCUUUUAUAAUUGUACCCAACCAACCACAUCCAUUGAAAUGGUGCCUGUUCAUUUUUAAUAGUGUGAGUUAUCACGCCUGUCACACAUCUGCAAAAUAAACCUGCUAAAAUAA